AUGACCAUCGUCCCAGAAGAAGUAGAGAUCAGUGCAGUUGAAGCAACACUGGAAACUAUCAAGUCUUUUGGACGAGUGCGUGUCCGUGGGAGAAACUUCAGUGCAAGACUAAACCAACGGAUGGUUUUGUGUGAGAGUAAAGAGACUGUGAAUGAAGAGAGUGUUCCUCCUGAGGUUAAACCAGAUGAUGGUGGAGAGGCGUGGCCUGUUAUCAUCAUAGGAAAGGCUCAGGCAGCUGCCGAAGAGUUUAACAAUAAACUGAAAGGGUUGCUGCAGGCUGAAGGUAAAACAAUGGAGGACCUCCAAUCAUUAUUCCCCAGUACACCCCCGCCCACUAACUCCACUGAAUCUAUCCUUCGCGCUGUUGGAGAUUUGUUGGACAAGACAACUAAGCCAGCUGAUGGAGGGAGUUAUGGUCGACUACGCAUGUUCUCGGGAGCCCUACCAACGCUGCCAGGUGAGGAACCAUUUGACCAUUGGCUAGAGCAGGCAUGGCUCAUGGUGGAGGAGACUGAAUGCUCUGACAGAGAAAAAAGACGCAGAAUUAUUGGAAGUUUAAAGGGACAUGCACUAGAAAUUGUGAAAGCAGUGCGACACACACAUUCUGACGCCAGCCCAAAAGAGUACCUGGAAGCUCUUGAAAGUGCUUUUGGAAGUGCUGAGUCCGGUGAUGAUCUCUACUUUGCUUUCAGAUUAAUGCAACAGCAAAAAGGAGAGAAACUGUCAGAUUUCCUUCGACGCUUAGAGAGGUCUCUUGCCAAAGUGAUUCAACGAGGUGGUCUUCCUGCGAGCUGCAUGGACCGAGCCCGACUGGAGCAACUGCUAAGAGGUGCUAUCGAUUCAGACCUGAUGCUGAUCCAGCUGCGCUUGAGAGAAAGGAAGGCUGUACCCCCAAGCUUUCUACAGCUUUUGACUGAGAUUCGUGCUGAGGAAGAGUAUGAAACUUCUAGAAAGAAGCUCAGCGCCUCAUCAAAGAGGAUUACAGGGAGGCUACACCCAUCCAUUCACCGCCUGGCCCCGAGAACCGACAGGACGCCGAGCUGGCUGCAUUGA
Pleuronectes platessa (European plaice) is the source of this 1053-nucleotide messenger RNA. RefSeq names its product paraneoplastic antigen Ma2 homolog. The record is from RefSeq and is a predicted model, not a curated record. Bases 1 to 1053 code for a protein of 350 amino acids. NCBI's taxonomy places the organism in Eukaryota, Metazoa, Chordata, Actinopteri, Pleuronectiformes, Pleuronectidae. The transcript is spliced from 2 exons.